Pyricularia pennisetigena is the source of this 1257-nucleotide messenger RNA. RefSeq lists its product as uncharacterized. The record is from RefSeq and is a predicted model, not a curated record. Lineage: Eukaryota; Fungi; Ascomycota; Sordariomycetes; Magnaporthales; Pyriculariaceae. The coding region runs from base 1 to 1257 and encodes 418 amino acids. The transcript has a single exon.
AUGGAUUCGGCUACUCCUAUUACUACAGGCGCUAGCCCAUCCCAAUCAACAGGCACAGCGGCAACACACUCGGUUACCUCCGAUACUGCUAGCAGCACCAGGACACUUCUGCAGCCGGCAAUGGAUUUCAUAAGGGUGCAGUCACGGGAGCUGAGGUCCUCGCUGCGUCUGCAACGGGAUAUAUUCGUCGACGGCUGGACCGGCCGGUUCGACGAUAUGUCCGUACAGAUCGCCGAGGACAAGCGACAGGUCCGGGCACAUGUCUGCCGAGUCAAAUACGCUGUUCGGGAGCGGCUAGAAAACUUGAAGGAAAAAAGGGCUCGAGAGAAGGCCGGUGCCCCGAAGACCUUCCCGCAGUUCUCCCGUUUACCUGCAGAGAUUCGUUUGCAGAUCUGGCAAGAGGCUCUACCGGGGUCGCGGGCUGUCGUCCUGCGUUCCCCAUACACGGCUACGGACAAUCUACUGGCGGAAUUGAGGCUUAUUGUACCACAAAUAAGAAGGCGGGGACCUCCUAAUAAUAGUAGCAUCGACGAUGGUAGCGUUGUUGUCGUAACCGCAGACGACAACAACCAAGCUGCAACCGACAGCAGCACUGCUACUACGCACAUGACCCCCAGUCCCACUCCGACCAACAAACCCACCGCAAACACCAGCAGCAAGCUCCUGAAGACAAAACCUAAAACCACAGGCUGGACAAGCUCCACGCCACCACCAGCACUCCUCCACGCUUGCCACGAAUCCCGAACCGUAGCCCUAAAGCGAUACGAGCUCGUCCUCGGCUGCGAGGACGGCCAAGCCCGCAUCUACGCCGAUUUGAACCAGGAUGUCAUUUGCCUGUUGGGCAGGGUGGUCUCGCCGCGCUGCGCUGCGCUCUGGCGCCAGACGACUGGUCUCGACCGCAUUCGCCACCUCGCGGUCGCUGGCUGCUCGUGGAGCAGCACGCACGGCAUAACCGAACUCUUCGCGCGGAGGCUCCCGCCCCCCGAGCUACUGCGCUCCGGCUUCACCGCGCUCGAGGACGUAGCCGUCGUUCGCUCCGUGCGCUGGCAGUAUGGUCGCCUGCCCGGCGGCGCCGCGAGGGACUAUGACCGCUGGGCGAGGGAGGAGAAGGCCGCCGAGGGGAUGGAGAUGUUACAUACGAUGUGGCGGAGCGGGGUUAUGGUCCUUAGUAGCGAUCGCAAGUCGAUAGAGGAUCAGGAUCAGGCACGGCAGCAACAGCAACAGCAGGCUGACGGUCAAGUAGAUGUUGAUUUAUGA